Messenger RNA from Rosa chinensis, 1833 nucleotides. RefSeq lists its product as uncharacterized. The coding region runs from base 182 to 1486 and encodes 434 amino acids. The record is from RefSeq and is a predicted model, not a curated record. The transcript is spliced from 9 exons. Lineage: Eukaryota; Viridiplantae; Streptophyta; Magnoliopsida; Rosales; Rosaceae.
GAAUCCCAUUAUCAUCGAAUCAAAUCUCAAUAUUAAAUUCUCUCUCCACUAAUCACAGAGAGAGAGAGAGAGAGAGAGAGAGGGAGAGAGAGUGAAUAAGAAGACAGAAUCAAAAUCAGAGCCAGAGUUUCAGUCUUUGAGACUCUCUCCGAUCGAGAAAGUCGGUUACUAUUUUCCGGCAAUGGGAGCUUGCGCUUCCCGGCCCAAGGGCUGGGCCUUGAGAUUGUCAAAGAAGAAGAAGAAUGGCCGCCAAAGACGAAUCAUUCGGAGGCGUGUUUCCUCCUCCAACCGAUCUAACUUCAACCCACAGCUCCAAGGAAGCAUGGACGGGGCUUGGUUUGAUUGUACUUCAGUGAUGGAUUCGGAGCGAGGAGACGAAGAGUUCUACAGUGUCUAUGAUGAUGUGGUGUCUUUGAAUGGUUCGGAGAGUGCGAUACAGAGAACGAGGGAAGGCGGUGCGGAUGAGAGUGAUAGAAUGCAAGGGUUGGUGGUUGUUCAGAAUGCUUGCCUGCCUUGUCUACCUUCAACUAGCCCCUUGUCAGUGGAUAACAAACUGAGUUUUAGGAAGAGAUUGGGGCCUUCUAGGCUUUCGUUUAAGUGGAGGGAAGGGCAUGCUGCUCCGGCUGAUCCCACAUUAGUUUCGCCCAGGGCGGUUGUUAAAAGACCAAUAGCAGGUUCGACAAUUCCACACUGCCCGAUGGGCAAGAGAAUGCCAGAUUGUUGGUCACCUCUUGAGCCAAACACUUUCAAAGUCCGGGGGAGGAAUUAUCUUAGGGACAAAAAGAAAGAGUUAGCUCCAGAUUGCGCUGCGUAUUAUCCUUUUGGGGUUGAUAUUUUUUUAUCUCAGAGGAAGAUUGAUCAUAUUGCUCGCUUUGUGGAACUUCCUGUUGUGAAUGUAGAUGGAGAUGUCCCUUCUAUUCUUGUUGUAAAUGUUCAGAUACCUUUGUACCCUAUAUCUAUGUUUCAGAGCGAACAUGAUGGAGAAGGAAUGAAUUUGGUUAUGUAUUUUAAGCUUUCUGAAAGUUACUCAAAAGACCUUCCAGCUCAUUUCCGCGAAAGUUUAACUAAAUUCAUCAAUGAUGAAGUGGAAAGAGUUAGAGGAUUCCCUGUUGAUACAAUUGCACCCUUCAGGGAAAGAUUGAAAAUAUUGGGCCGAAUUGUAAAUGUGGAUGAACUCAGCAAACUGAAUUUAAAUGCAGCUGAGAGGAGGCUAAUGAAUGCAUGCAAUGAAAAACCUGUCCUUUCACGCCCUCAACAUGAAUUUUACUUGGGAGAAAACUACUUUGAGAUUGAUUUGGAUUUGCACAGAUUCAGCUAUGUGUCUAGAAAGGGUAUUGAAUCAUUUCAUGAGAGAAUGAAGCUAUCCAUACUGGAUUUUGGUCUGACAAUUCAGGGGAAUAAGGCAGAAGAAUUGCCCGAGCAUAUUUUAUGCUGCGUACGGUUGGAUGAACUUGACUACCAUAAUCGAUACAACCUGGGAACUUGAGUCAAUAACCCCAACAAGUGCUUGAAUACUCAGGAACAAGGCAGAAGUAUUGCCGGAGCAUGUUUUAUGCUGCGUACGGUGGAUGAACACGACUACAAUAAUUAGUACCAUCUGGGAACUUGAGUCAAUAACCCCCUGUAAUCCCAAGAACUUGAUUCAAGGUUUUCAGAUCAGAUAGAACAUACAAACAAGUUAACUUCUACGAUACCAUAGGUUUCUUGUAGAUCACACUUCACCCCCUGAAGUCUGCAGUACCUUUUGAGCAUCUCUAAUUUACUUGUAUAUAUCUUUUUGCAAUGUACAGUCUUGCCAAGAAGAGAAAUAAAGGUGAGAAAAUAUUUUAUUUA